Messenger RNA from Aspergillus glaucus CBS 516.65, 1968 nucleotides. RefSeq names its product protein serine/threonine kinase activating protein nimO. Gene Ontology annotation, cellular component: Dbf4-dependent protein kinase complex; nucleus. The record is from RefSeq and is a predicted model, not a curated record. Gene Ontology annotation, molecular function: nucleic acid binding; protein serine/threonine kinase activator activity; zinc ion binding. Lineage: Eukaryota; Fungi; Ascomycota; Eurotiomycetes; Eurotiales; Aspergillaceae. The coding region runs from base 1 to 1968 and encodes 655 amino acids. The transcript is spliced from 3 exons. Gene Ontology annotation, biological process: positive regulation of nuclear cell cycle DNA replication; regulation of cell cycle phase transition.
AUGGCAGCAGUAUCCAUACCUCCUUCACCGCAAACGACCCUCAACAUGUCCACACGCCGACCUCCUCUCGCCAACGUCUCCAAUGCCACCAAUUCCCCACUCCGGAUGGGGGGUACGGUUCCUGCUAAACGGUCUAGGACCGCCAGCACACAACUCGAGAUCCCUUAUGGACAACCACCCCCGAAGAAACAAGUGAUUGAUGGUGUGGAGCAGGAUGUACGGUCUCCGACCCGGGCGAGGUCUACGGCUCAUCAACAACCGGGAGACUCGAGGAUAUUCUCGCGUCGGUCGAAUAAUGGCCAACCAAGCGCGUUUGAACGGAAGUUGUAUGCUGCACGAGAAAAGGACCGGCAGACCGCUACGAAGCCAGUUAGGAAUGAGAAGCCGUCCGCAGAGACUCUUGAUACGAUCCGUCAGUGGCAGAGACAUUACCGGAAAGCAUUUCCGACCUUUGUUUUUUACUUUGAUAGCAUUCCUGAAGAUGUUCGGGGAAGAUGCUCGAGGCAGGUCAAUGCUUUGGGAGCGCGCGAAGAGAAAUUCUUCUCGCGUCUAGUAACCCACGUCGUGACCUCUCGUCCAAUCCCUCCGGAAUCCGCAGUCAAUCCUCCAGAAAAUAGCAGAGCCUCCGUGGACCACACAUCUGGUGGUGAUGGCUCUUUGCAAACGGUAAAUCCAUCCCUCCUAGAGAGAAAUCCUGAGAUGCAUGUUCAUACCUCCCUUAAGAAUGAUGCGCGACGCGAGCAGAUGAACAUGGAUGUUCUGCACAGAGCUCGCCAGAUGGGAAUGAAAAUAUGGGCACUCGAAAAAUUACAGCGUAUGAUUGCCACUAUCAACGAUCCGGAUAUCAGUGGCCAUGACACUUCGAACCGUAACAACGGCGCUGGUGGGAAUCAUGUCCGAGGAAGGGAAAACGAUCUCUCGCAAGUUCUACGGAAUGAACUUGUCAACGGGCCUUCGGAUCGGGACCAUCUAUCCUCAUUAAAGGAGCUUGUGAUGUUCAAAGGUCCAUUCAUCUACGUCCACGACAUGAACGAAAAGACGCGUCCGGCGAUGGUCCGGGAAUACGCCAAGGCAGCACGGCGGCAGGAUGGCGUCUGGCCUCAAUUCCGAAGCGCGCCACUAGGAAAGUGUCCCUUCAUCGACGAACCCCCGACGAAGAAGGAGAUGGAUCGGCAACGGAUACGUCAACACGCAAAGGAAAAGAAGGUGGCUCCCAAGCCAGCCCCUGUUCAAGAAAACAGAGACCAAGAAUUCGCUGUCCUGGAAGACACCGUUUCACAAGAACCUGCUGAUGGCGUCGCUAGCAAUGAACAUAAGCCUAAGAAUGAGCAAGAAGCUGCUCCACCACGACAACCAGAAAUGCGGGAUAUGGUGCCACCAAGGCUAGGGUCACCUCCGAGGAAGAGCUCAGAAAGUUUUAUCCCUCCGCAGAUGCCGCGCAACGGGCCAUUUUUCCUUGGCCGUGAACCUGCGGCCUCCGGCAUGCAGCCGUCGAACAUCACUUCCGCCAUCCGGUCACAAAUGGUUUCUUCUGCUGCUGCUGCACCCGGAGCCAAGGCCGGUCUGAGCAAGGAAGUCCACGAGCUGAAGAGAAAAGUACUCGAGAAGGGCAACGGACUUUCUGGUGCAGUUCCUCACGGUGCUGCGGAUGCCACAUGGAAAAUGAACCAGGGCCAGCGACCAGGGAAAGCCAAUCCGCAGGAAAAGCCUGACGCGACCCAGCCGGAAGCGAUAAAGAAACAGUCUCGCGAUCGAAAGGACAGUAUUCAAAAGAAGGAGAGGCCAAGGGAUCCGAAGCCAGGAUACUGUGAGAACUGCAGAGACAAGUUCGAUGACUUUGAGAAGCAUACUCAAACGCGGAAACACCGCAGAUUUGCGCUGACCACGUCCAACUGGGUUGAAUUGGACGACUUGCUGUUUGAGUUAGAGAGGCCAGUAAAGGAUGAGUAUAUGGACGAGCAUAUUUAG